Molecule: messenger RNA, 1419 nt
Organism: Baudoinia panamericana UAMH 10762
Lineage: Eukaryota; Fungi; Ascomycota; Dothideomycetes; Mycosphaerellales; Teratosphaeriaceae
Exons: 1
Coding region: 432-1238 (268 amino acids)
Biological process (GO): glycerol transmembrane transport; water transport
Cellular component (GO): plasma membrane
Molecular function (GO): water channel activity; glycerol channel activity
Source: RefSeq, a predicted model, not a curated record
UACGCCUUCUGCUGCGAGUAUACACAAGUCUCACCGCGAGCACAAGCGACUAGGCUCGGAGCCACUGGAGAUGAUGGAGCAGACACCAUACGCCGAGCAUGGGGCACCAAUAGACCGCAGGUAGGUCAUCCGUAUGGGACUCUAGAAGUCGCGAUGCUCACACAAGCUUGCUCGCUAGUCGAACAGCCCAGCUGAAACGACCUGCCAAUGCUGGUCUUCGCUGGCCACGCAUUCGGCGACUAUUUCGCGAACCCUUCAGUGAGUUCCUAGGAACCUUCAUAUUGGUUUUGUUUGGCGACGGUGCAAUGGCGCAGGUAAUCCUAAGCAACGACCAUAAGGGUAGCUACCAAUCGCUUGCAUGGGGAUGGUAAGGCGACGUAUGACCCGCACGCCGCACCCUUGAAUUGACACUUCGAAGGGGUAUCGGCAUUAUGCUCGGCGUCUAUACGUCUGGAAUUAGCGGCGGACACAUCAAUCCAGCAGUCACCUUUGCCAAUUGCGUCUUGCGCAAAUUUUCUUGGAAGAAGUUCCCGAUCUAUGUGCUGGCUCAGAUUUCAGGCGCGUUCUGCGCAGCUGGAGUGGUUUACGGCAAUUACAAGUCAGCUAUCCAUGUGUUCGAGGGAGGACCCGAUGUCAGAACAGUGCCAGGCUAUGCGGAAAAUGCGACGGCGGCAAUCUUCGCCACCUAUCCUGCAUCUUUCAUGACAACAACGGGCAGGUUCUUCAGCGAGUUCCUCGCUAGUGCGCUGCUCAUGUUCAGCAUCUACGCUGUCAAGGACGACGGAAAUCUCGGUGCUGGCUCGUUGACACCACUCGCCCUGUUCUUCAUACUGUUCGGAAUAGCUUCUUGUUUCGGAUGGGAGACUGGAUUCGCCAUCAACCCUGCUCGAGACUUCGGCCCCCGUUUGAUGACUCAACUCCUCGGAUACGGCCAUCACGUAUGGACAGCUGGGAUGCACUACUUCUGGGUAAGUCUGCUGGUUGCGAUGAACAGAUGCAUUGCUAAUUCAACGCGAGGUGCCUAUUGUGGCGCCAAUCCUCGGAUGCACGUUCGGAGGCUUUCUGUACGACUUGCUCUUGUUCACCGGAGAGAGUCCAAUCAACACGCCUCUGAUGGGUUUCUAUCGCUUCAUCCCAGGUAUGCGCCAUGCCUACGACGGUAUGAGCUGGGAACCGGAGAAAUUAAGGUUGGACAGUACUGCGUGAGGAAUGGCUAUGGCUGUCCCAAGUUGGGUUAAGAGCGAUACUUUGCUCGCAGAUUGUGUGCUCAUGCUCUUAAAUGUCAGAAAUGAUCGAUUGGCAGUAUCGUUGUUGUUGUAUCUCGAUCCUCGCAGGCCUGAUAUACAUCGAUCAGCCUUCAUGACACUGCCUUCGGAGAUGUCGGAAACCAAAGUUAAAACGCUGCAGCACGAUCUGCCC